Oppia nitens is the source of this 601-nucleotide messenger RNA. It is a transcript of the gene RpL35, whose product is annotated as 60S ribosomal protein L35-like. Bases 125 to 496 code for a protein of 123 amino acids. The transcript has a single exon. The record is from RefSeq and is a predicted model, not a curated record. Gene Ontology annotation, biological process: translation; maturation of LSU-rRNA from tricistronic rRNA transcript (SSU-rRNA, 5.8S rRNA, LSU-rRNA). Gene Ontology annotation, cellular component: ribosome; cytosolic large ribosomal subunit. Lineage: Eukaryota; Metazoa; Arthropoda; Arachnida; Sarcoptiformes; Oppiidae. Gene Ontology annotation, molecular function: mRNA binding; structural constituent of ribosome.
GUAUUGAGUGCACAGUCGCACACAAUCCUAGUUUACAUCCCUUUCCUGUUUUGUAUUGACUUUUGUGAACACAUUUUAUAAAUAGAGAAAUAAACGCCGAUUUCGGUGAUAACCAGAGGUCAAGAUGUCAAAAGUGAAGACAAGAGAUUUGAGAGGCAAACGUAGGGAUGAAUUGGCGAAACAAUUGGAUGAGUUGAAGCAAGAGUUGGCCAAUUUGCGAGUGGCCAAAGUGACCGGAGGUACCGCAAGUAAACUGUCCAAAAUCAGGGUAUUCCGCAAAAACAUUGCCCGCGUGUUGACUGUUAUGGGACAGAACCAGAGGGACAAUCUGAAGAAGUUCUACAAAGACAAGUCCCGAAAACCGAUUGAUUUGCGGCCAAAACUGACGCGAGCUAUCAGACGGAGACUCACCCGACACGAGGCCAGCAUUAAGACACGCAAACAGUCUCGACGUGAAAGGACUUGGCCUCAGAGGAAGUUUGCACUCAAACAUUGAUUCUUUGAUACCAUCGAUGGUCUGUUUGUAUGAGUUAUUACACCAUUAAAUCCAUACAAUAAAGAUUUGUUUAACGAUAUUAACAAUAAAAAUAUGAUUUAAUAA